AUGGAGGUAACGAUGAAGGUGAACUUUUCAAUUAUUUUCUUAAUUCUCAACAUCGAUGUUACGAUCUUGGAUGACAAAAAUAUCAAGACGUUGGAAACGAAGGAUCUUUACGUAUUAGAUGACGAUAAUAAACUGGUCAAACUAGAUCUAUCCAUCCACAAUGGAAUAUCAUUUUUACCUCACAUUAAUAUGUCGAAUCAUGUUUUCUUUCGUCUCUACACAAGACAUACGAACAAUACUCCCGAAAAUUUGUACGUUGACGACAUCAGCAAUCUGAGGAGAAGCCAUUUUGACCCGAAGAAACCAACGAAAAUUGUUACUCAUGGAUGGAUGAGCUCUUGUCAGAACGCAGUUUGUACACGGAUUCGCGAUGCUUUCCUAAAAAAUGGCGACUACAAUAUCAUCACAAUCAACUGGAGUAGCAUAUCGAAGUUGACAUAUGUACGGGCGAUCGGUUAUACCGUGCCGAUCGCUAAAUAUGUCGCCCGCAUGCUGGACUUCCUCGGAUCGCAAGGACUACACGCGUCAAAUGUGACCAUCGUUGGCCACUCCAUCGGUGCCCACAUUGCCGCACUCGCAUCUUACUAUGCGAAGAAUAAAGUGUACUACGUCGUUGGUUUGGAUCCAGCUGCACCUCUCUAUAAUUUCUUCGGACAAAAAUCGAAACUUAUGAAAGGUUUUGCCGAAUACGUAGAAGUGAUCCACACGACCAAAGAUCUCGGCGAAUACAAUCCAGUCGGCGAUUCUGACUUUUACCCAAAUGGCGGCUUAGUGCAAAGUGGUUGCGGAAUCGACUUGGGCGAAUCGUGUUCUCAUUCGCGCUCUCAUGAGUACUUCGCUGAAUCUAUUAAUAGCGACCGUUUUUUAGCCCGGAAGUGUAGCAGCUAUAUUGAUUAUGUGUUCGGUAAUUGCAAGUUGAAUGCUGUUGCUCACAUGGGUGGUGUCACGCCGGAUUUCAGAGUUAAAGGAAAAUAUUACUUGUAUACGAACCCUAAACCACCAUAUGCGAAGGGCUAG
Messenger RNA from Megachile rotundata (alfalfa leafcutting bee), 1017 nucleotides. Its product is annotated as pancreatic lipase-related protein 2-like. Gene Ontology annotation, biological process: lipid catabolic process. Lineage: Eukaryota; Metazoa; Arthropoda; Insecta; Hymenoptera; Megachilidae. The record is from RefSeq and is a predicted model, not a curated record. Gene Ontology annotation, molecular function: lipase activity; serine hydrolase activity.